Molecule: messenger RNA, 1453 nt
Organism: Chondrus crispus (carragheen)
Lineage: Eukaryota; Rhodophyta; Florideophyceae; Gigartinales; Gigartinaceae
Exons: 2
Coding region: 1-951 (316 amino acids)
Molecular function (GO): nucleic acid binding
Source: RefSeq, a predicted model, not a curated record
AUGUGCUGCACGCAGCAAAACUCUCGCAUGGUGUGCGUGGACGCCAACAGGGACAGCGCAUGUGACAUGGUUUUCCUAUUCAAACCAAAUCUCGCCCGCCCAGUUGCACGACGCCAAGUGCCGUUGUCAUCCGAAUAUUCCCACACCAAUCAACACGGGCCGCGCAAAGCCUCCUUCCGCCAACCAUGUGACCGCGACCUCUCAUUCCCCCAAACCUCCCGUCCUCCACCAUCCCCUCGCCAUUAUAAAGUUCCCCCCCUCUCUCCCGCCCACCUUACCGUCGCUGGUGCUGUCACCCACCUCCCCCCUCGCCCCUCCCCCAUGGGCGGCAGCUCCUCUCACCGCCGACGCAACCGUCGCUUCUCUUCUCGUCGCCGUACCCCCCACGAAGCCGCCUCCCCCUCCACCGAGCUCUCGUUCGACCACCUCGCCAUCACCAAUGGCGUUGGUUACAACUUGCUGCUCAAGUCCGGCUGGCAACCGGGCUCCCCUCUUUCGCAGUCUCCGCCUCUGCACCGCGAGCCGCUACCGCUGCGCGUAAAGCACGGCCGCGGUGGUCUCGGCGCUUACCCCACGGUGCCUGCCUCUGACCCCGUCGAUAUCCCGCAGCCAGCCUCCGACAGUCACCUCAACUUGCCGCUCGGUGACCCCUUGGGCUCGCUGCUUUCCGACCCGCUCCGCCCGAGAUGCCGCUUCGAUGACGCCCAUGUCGUGCCGAGCUUGCGCGCCCUGCGCAAGCAUGAGCUCACGUGCCCGGCCAAUCCCAGUCGCGGCUCGCCGGUCGUCGACGCGCUCAUGGCCAGCAUGAGCUUGGCCCACUCGGAAGACGAGGAGGAGGAGGAAGAUGAUGAUGACAUGUCAGAUAUCUCGAGCGAGAGUGACACGGAGAGCGAGAGCGAAAGCGAGGAGGAGACUUGCAGGGGGAUAGGGUUUGAGAGGCUCGCUAUGUAAUGAGCAUUGGUUUUGACUUGCUCGAAUCGAUACUAUGGCAGGGAGCUGCCUACUUUCCCAACAUCAUUUUUUAUGGACUUUUUCAUCCCACGCAAGGAUGAAAGAGGAACGGGAAGUCGGCCAGCGUUUUGCGACCUGUCUUGUAAAAUGGCAAUCCUUUUCUAUAUUUCCCUGCCCUUUCUCUAGUAAGCAGCUGUGAGUAGUGGGCUUCCUCACUGUCUCACGGUCGUCGUGAGAUAGUACAAAGGGCGAGCAAAGUCAGCGUUCGUCUACCGGGCGCAGUUUCCACUGCCUCCCAUGUACAUCUUCAAAGGAGCACGCGCAGGUGGAACCGCAAUACCCCGAGCUCUUGCCUGUUCUCUGUGGACGUCCGCAACCGCCGGAUAGCACCCUAUGUAUUUACUGUAAUUAAUAUCACUGUACGGCUGUACACGUGUCUAUAUUUACAGUAGGGCAUAUCUUCCCACUGCCAACGUGUUGCUUACACAAGCAUUGUUUUUUU